Molecule: messenger RNA, 1218 nt
Organism: Pocillopora verrucosa
Lineage: Eukaryota; Metazoa; Cnidaria; Anthozoa; Scleractinia; Pocilloporidae
Source: RefSeq, a predicted model, not a curated record
UAAAUGAGUCUUUAUCUUGUAUUCCGUAAAGCCUUUUUUCAGUUGCCCUAGCCACUCUUUCUAAGACGUGAGCUGGCAAAAAAGGUUCAGUUGUACGUUUCAAGUGCGUGACGAAUUACAAAUUCAGAUAUUCAGCCAUGUUCUGUAACCUUCGAGGAAAGGAGACCUUCUGGCCUAUUCAGUAAUGGGAGCAGGAGCAUCAGUUGCCAAUGAGGAAGAAAUAAGAGAAUUGGAAUCAAAUUCAAACUUUACUACUAAAGAGAUUCCAAAGCUGCUGAAGAGGUUUUCCCGUUAUGAUCCUGAAGGGAAAAAUGGUGGUAUAACCCUGAAACAGUUCUUAGAUAUACCAGAAAUAUCUACAAAUCCAGUCAUGCCCAAAGUGGCCUCUGCAUAUCUUGAAAGGAGAACCAACAGGAUAACACCUAAAUCAUUCAUCAAAAUUAUGUCCAGACUCAGUCAUCGCAAUUCUAUUCAGGACAAAAAAGAAUUUGCAUUCCAGUUACUGGACACUGAUCAAGAUGGAUACUUGUCAUACAGUGAACUGUUCAGCUUGCUUAGAAUGGUAACUGGUCCUCUUAUCACAGACGAUCACUUGUUAGGAAUGAUAUCAAGUAUUUUAAACAGGAGUGAAUUGCAGCAGACUACAAGGUUGACAUUUGAUGAAUUUACAAACAUUGUCUCUGAGGAGGAAAUAGAAAAUCUAUUCACAGUGGAAUUGCAGCUCCCUUAAUUGAUACAGGGAAAUAUCUUCCAACAAGAACGAGUGAGGUGAAACUAGGAUUCACCAAACAUUUUGCCAAUGGCAAAGGAAAAGAAAAUGGGCGCGCAGUGGAGGAAGGGAAGUUCCUUACGUGGUCGUCACCAGUCGCGUGGUAUUGCAUUCAUUCAGACAGUACGCAGGGCCUGAGGAGGAGGCUGCCUUGAGCCGAAUAAGACUAUAGAGUUCCUGUUACUGGUUUCAUGGCUGGAUGCGGAUCGAGGUGAUCCCAAAGACCGUCGAUUCCAUGUAAAACUCUCAAUCGACCAUCGACAACUCAACCGUCUAAGGAAGUUGGAAAGUGUUCGAGUUGUCGCCACUUUCUCGACCACUCCAGGAGGUCAUUAUGCUCCUGACCAAUCAGACUCAAAACUUAAACCAAUUGCUUACUAGCGUUUUUUCGCACUAUUACCGGUAUAUCAAUGUUAGUCUUAAUUAAAACGAGUUGAAAUGAAAGAGAA